AGAUCAAUUAACUCUCUUUAUUUGACAAGGUUUUUGUUUUACUGUUCUAUUUAACUUUUAUCUGUUACAUAUGUUCUAUAACAACGGUGUCUUCAUUCGAACAACUCAGAACUGUACACUGAAAUGCCAUUAUUAUAUACUUUGUCAAACAUACUGUUUUUCACUUGAUCCUUUGAUAAAACUAAACCAGACUCUGUGUUGUACUCAAAAGCAACCAAUGUGUUUGUACCUCAAAUACCUAUAUACUGUCUCUCAUUAACGCACAGUGGUUGAAAUCUAGAGUGAACUCAAGCACAUUUACCUGCUAAAUGAAAUUGUGUUUAUUUUGGUUUCAUGUACUAUGUAAAAAGGUUAUCUAAGCCUACUUUUGUUGGGUAAUACUUUUUCCGGAUCCAACACAUUGCUUGGUACAUUUCAGUGCAAUAGAUGCUGCAACAAGGGAACGGUAUUGGCAUCAAAGCACAAUUAGUCAAAAAGUAGUGCACUAUAUAGAGUGCCAUUCGCGACUUUUCUAGGCAGUUAUUUUGGAACUAGUAAACAUACCUAUAGACACAAAAUGAGUUAUGAAAGGUAGGGUGCAAGUACUGGUUGUCAGUAGAAGUAUGAUUUAGGUUAUGAUUAGGAAUGAAAUACGCAAAGGAGGGUUAGUCAAACAGGAAUUGGAUAUUAUUUAAUCCAACUUGGAUGUGAUAAACAACUCCCUCUCUCUAGAAACAUGUUUACGCUAUGCUACCUGGAAUUAAAUAACCCAGAAAUGCGCAUCUGAUAUUGUUACAUCCAUAUUUGAAUGGUACUUUUACCACCAUGAAGUAUGUUUUAGACUUAUUUACUUAAGUGAGACACCGUGAAAUGUGUAGUUUAUUCUAACUGGCCUAUAAAAUACAUUUCAUAGUCUCCGUGAGGUGACGUGUUAACACAGCCACGUCCCCAUAGUGCAUUGCGCUGUAAGUGCAUUGCGCUGAUACGGUGCGUUACAGCGCAACCGUCUAAAAGCUGACGUAGACUUUUUGAAGGAAGACGUGUCUGCAACAACUGCUGAAAUAACUAGCUGCACAAUUCUUUUGUCGUGUUAAAGACUUUUUGAGAAAUCAACCAUGAUGAUCAGAAUAGCCGCGUUUCUUGCUCUUGUCUGCUUGUGCACAGGUGAGAGCUGUUCAGAACCUGUGAUCACCCCCUCUGCCUACACCACCUCUGAUGCCGUCAUCUCCUCUGAGUCUGUUUUUAUCGUGGAGCUCAGCCUGGCCUGCGCCAAUGGAGCCCAGAGUGUGGCUCUGUAUGCUGACGUCAAUGGCAGACAGUUCCCCGUGACCAGAGGCCAGGAUGUUGGCAAGUACCAGGUGUCUUGGAGCAUGCCCCACAAACAGGCUAGCUCCGGUACAUACCAGGUCAAAUUCUUCGAUGAGGAGUCCUAUAGCUCUUUGCGCAAGGCCCAGAGGAACAAUGAGGAUAGUGACUCCAUCCAGCCUCUCUUCUCUGUCAACGUGGAUCACAGGGGUGCAUGGAACGGCCCGUGGGUGGCUACUGAGGUUAUGGCUGCUCUCAUCGGUAUCCUGCUCUACUACCUGGCCUUCAAUGCUAAAAGCACCAUCCAGGCAUAAAGGACUGCAAGUCCCACAAUUCUCUGCAACUGGAACUCUAAAAGACUGUUGAAUUCUGGUGUGACUGUUCUACCAAUCCAGAACAACAAUUUGCCACCAUCCAUUUCGAGAUGCGGAACUAGUUGUUUUAUAUUUUGUAUUUUUUUAAGCAGAAGAAGCCAUUGCAUUUUCUCAAGUUGUGGUAAAAAUUGCACACCUCAAUCAAACCCGAUGUACCCCACUAACUGAAUUGAGCACAGUAAUUUUGUGUUCAAAAGCCAACCCAGGUCCUGAAAGUUAAAGGAUUGUUUCUAUAUGCCAACACUGACUUCCUUUCACAGCCUCAGGCUUAUUGUUUACCUACCGGACUUGGCAUCUGAGAGACAAGAAUACGUGUUCAUCAUUCUGUGAUCUUUCUUGUGAAGGACCUUCAUUGGUACUGAUACUACACAGUCUAAAAUGACUGGUUCUGUAUCUACAAUAGUCUGAGUAGGAGUGCUGAUCUAAGAUCAGUUCCCCCAUUUUCUAUUCAUUAUGAUCUGAAUAGCAAUACUGAUCCUAGAUCAGCACUCAUACGAUGAGAUACUGUGAAUAUGGACACUGGUGUUUAAGAGUCUGAUGCCACUGUGGAUUUGGGAGUUGCUGACUGGCUGUGUCUUACCUACAGUACAUGGAACUGUUGCACUGGCUGGCUGAAGAGGCCAAAUAUUCAAGAAUUGAUGAUUAUUUGUGCUUGGUGGUCAAAUGAAUAAAUGGUUUGCUUUUCUCUA
This is a messenger RNA of Salvelinus fontinalis (brook trout), 2347 nucleotides long. Its product is annotated as translocon-associated protein subunit delta-like. The record is from RefSeq and is a predicted model, not a curated record. Gene Ontology annotation, cellular component: endomembrane system; endoplasmic reticulum; membrane. NCBI's taxonomy places the organism in Eukaryota, Metazoa, Chordata, Actinopteri, Salmoniformes, Salmonidae. The coding region runs from base 1095 to 1598 and encodes 167 amino acids. The transcript has 6 exons.